Molecule: messenger RNA, 648 nt
Organism: Coccomyxa subellipsoidea C-169
Lineage: Eukaryota; Viridiplantae; Chlorophyta; Trebouxiophyceae; Coccomyxaceae
Exons: 8
Coding region: 1-648 (215 amino acids)
Source: RefSeq, a predicted model, not a curated record
AUGAUAGCAGAGGACAACGAUGCAUCGCUUUCCAGGAACGUGAGCCACGCCCUUGGAGCGUUGGCUGCAGCCCAGCUGCUCCUUGGAUCGGCAGCAGCUCCCGCCUUGGCAAUUGACACUACUGGCACUGGCAGUGCUGGGAAGUUGGGGGCCCCAGCCCAGAACAAGGAGGCCACUGACCUGCCCAGCUCAUUCUUCAGGACAGGUGACGAGCUGCAGAAGAAGCUGGGAAUUGACACUGACCCAGACAACAUCGGCGACAAGAUCCAGCCUGGCACCAAGGGCCUCAAUGGAGUGAGCCAGCAGGAUGGCAAGCUGAACAAUGUGGCCAAGGCCUCCACUGAUGCCACCCUGAAGGCUGCCCAGAACAUCACCCCCGACCUUUCUGAGCUGCCCAACGCCUCCGACCUGCCUAACCCAUUUGACAGCACCGGCUUUGCUGACAAGGCGAAGGGUAUUGUGAAGGACGCCGUCAACAGUGUUCCGGACCCAUCAGAGGCUGUUGACAAGGCCAAGGGCGCGGGCAAGGAGCUAGGCAGGAAUCUGCCCGACCCCAGUGCCGCAGCUGACAAGGUCAAGGGAAACGCAAAGGGACUGGCAAACGACCUGCCUAACCCGGCGGACACUCUGAGGAACAAGAGGAUCUAA